GUUUUUCCCGUCCGUCCCCUCCCUGCGCCGCGCCCUCUGUUCCCCCGCCCUGUCCACUCAACAUCCGUUUCUUUUUGCUCCUCCUCGUCGUUUCCUUCUUUCCGUAGCGGCGGCCCUCAUCCGUAGUACCCCCCCCCCCCCCGCUCGCCGCGAUAACAAGGAUGGCCGCUGCAGCGCCCCCCGGCGCGAGGCGGCCGACCUGCAGAGGCGAGUUGCCCGCCGGUCCCGACGGACCAAGGCAGGGCGGCGCCCGGUCCCGGCAGUGGGCGAAGAGGGCCGUAUUCCCCAAGAUCAACCAGGCCAUCAUCGCAGCCGCAGAGCACGAUCUACCCACCACGAUCGCGGUCGUCGAGCCCCUGAUCCCGCAGAUGAACCUGGUCAACAUCUCCACGGCGCUGCACAGACUGGCACGGCUGUCCAGCAGCAGCCCGGAAUCAUUGCACCAGCUCCGCGGGCACCCCGUGAUGCCUGCACUGCUGGCCGCGGCGGCCAUGGCUCUGGACAGGACGCGGGACACGGGCGCACAGCCGAAGACUCAGGUCUUGAGCAACGUCACCUGGGCCAUGGCGACAAUGCAGACCCUUGACCUUCAUCUGUUGACCAAGGUGGUUGCACUGUCCGAGGAGGUAACGUCCCUCUUCAAGGCCUUCGAGCUCUCCGGCUUGCUGUGGGGACUCGCGACGCUGGGAGGCCUCGAGCCUGAGGUGCUGAGACUGGCGGAGCCCAUUUUCGCCCGCGCCUCUGGCCAGGUGUCCGGGGACUUCAGCUUCAGGUGCCUGGUGAUGACGUCCUGGGCUUACGCUGCUGCGGGGUGGAGGGACGCAGGCCUCUUUCAGCGCCUCGGCGACCUGAUGCUGCCAGGCCUGCGGUCGGCCAGCGGGCCCGAGCUGCAGAGCAUCUCGUGGGCCUUUGCGGCCGCUGGCGUCCACCACGGCGCGGUGCUGUCCCAAGUCCGGUGGCGGCUCGGCGGUGGCGGCGUGGGUGCCGCGGACGGCGGCGGCGCCACCGCUCCGCGGGCCACCCCACGGGAGGCCGCCCGGGCUCGGCGGUGCCCCGCCGAUCGAGGGGGCGCGCCCGCGAGGGCUCGGGCCCUCCACCGACCUGAGGCCGCGGAGGACACCCCCGCGUGCCCCGAGGACGCCGCCGCGACGGCGCAGCCCGGCUCGUGCGCCGAGGCCGCCGCGGCCGCGACGGAGCGGGAGCCCCCGGCGGGCGGCCGGGUUCAGCAGGCUGCUGGGACGGGCUGGGUGUGCACUGUCAAGAACACCUUCGUCGACGUCAGCGACGGCAGUACCUCCAGUGACGAGUCGGAGGACGAGGCCCCGCUGGGGCCGUCGCUGGACUGCAUCCCGCAGGGCAUCAUCGAUCCCGACGAGCUCACUGCCUACCGCACGUCCUACCAGAAGUUCCGCUCUGGGAAGUGCCGCGGCGCCAAGGGGGAGGUGUCACACCUGGGGGCGAGGGCCUGAGACUGCCCAGCGGCGGCCGCCGCUGGCCCCUCUCGCUCGGGGGGGUCGACGGAGUGGCGCAGGAGCAUCCCACGCAGCGGUCGGGGAAAACCGGGCAGACUUCUCACGUCUCUCAACCUGGCUGAGCUGCCUGGGCAAGAGCCCGCUUCGAGGAGAUACAGAUGCUCUUUCUGGCGGGUUGCGCAAUCUUAUUCGACAUCACACCAGGGAGGAACCUCAAUCAGUGGUCUUCCUGCGAUAUUUGAAUCCCAUCCACGCCCUCCCUCUCUCUCUAUAUCUCUCUCGCUCUCAGUCUCUCUUCCUGGCUGUUAAAUUCAUGCAGUUGCCCGCGGCAAGUCCCGCCACCGUGCCAGCCCAGCAUGCUCGGCGGCUCUCUUUCGCGGGAGCAGCGGAGGCCGUGCUUGCGAGGGAUGACGUCAUGAUAACGAUGGCGA
Messenger RNA from Prorocentrum cordatum, 1903 nucleotides. The record is from the annotation of a GenBank genome assembly. NCBI's taxonomy places the organism in Eukaryota, Dinophyceae, Prorocentrales, Prorocentraceae.